This is a messenger RNA of Malurus melanocephalus (red-backed fairy wren), 1869 nucleotides long. Its product is annotated as BCLAF1 and THRAP3 family member 3-like. Lineage: Eukaryota; Metazoa; Chordata; Aves; Passeriformes; Maluridae. Gene Ontology annotation, molecular function: DNA binding; transcription coregulator activity. The record is from RefSeq and is a predicted model, not a curated record. The annotation marks the transcript as partial. The transcript is spliced from 7 exons. Gene Ontology annotation, cellular component: mediator complex. Gene Ontology annotation, biological process: positive regulation of transcription by RNA polymerase II.
GUCCUUAUCUCCAGCUUUUAGGAGUCCAGAGCACCAUAGGCAAAGGCAUGCUCAUAUUAAUUACGACUGUGAAUAUAAAAGCUUUCGUAAAGACCCAAAAAAGUCUAUGCCUUGGAGAAUAGAAGAUGAAAAAUAUGGACAAAGCAAUUCCAGGUUUGCACCUCAUGGAAAUAACCACCAGAGAAUAUAUGAACGUAGGUCACCUUCACCCAACCUGAAAAGAAUUCCCAUGGAAGAUGCUUACAGUCAUAAACCCUACAGAACACAUUCAUCUGAAAGGCCUGAAAGCAACAGGAGAUGCCAGAUACCACCAAAAUACUCUGAAGUACCUUACAAAGAGCAUGAUCGUCCCUUUUACCAGCACAAAAUGGAGGACAGAUACAUGUUUGAUCACUACAAACUCACUGGAAAUGAGAAAGGAAUGAAACCUUUUCAUAGACCAUUAGAGGCUUCAUGCAAACUUGAAAGAAAAUGGCAUGAAGAUGACUUGAGGCACCAGAGGUUACACGAAGAGAAGUACGGUCAGUCACCCAGAAGAGUUUCUGAUGAAUUUACGGCAAGGAGCUCUUUACAGAAGAGGUAUCCUGAAGAUCACGAUUACAGAGAAUAUGGGCACACGUCUAAAAGGGCUAAGGAAAUGGAGAGGUAUGACGGUGGAGAUGUAGCAAGAAAUUCCAAGUGGAAGCAAGAACGUUCUUUUCCACCCUGCCAGGAAAAGGAGGAGCAAAGAUAUCCAGGUGCCCAGUCCCAGCGGCCGGCUGAGAGGGAGCACUUGGGGGGUUCUGUCACUAAGAUAGCCUAUGAGUACAGUCACAAACGGCGCAGGCAUCCCGAUGGGGAAAAGCCUUUUCCAGAUGACAGAGCUCAGAAAUACGUGAAGCAGGAAGAGCAGAAGUACAGCUCUUCUAAAGGUGCCCGGAACAGCAAAGAGUUGGAUUAUUUUAGUGCUGGAAGAGCCAGACGGACUGAAGAGCGGCACGUUGAAGAACCUGUUAAAUACAGCUCCAAGAAGAGCUGCAAUGCUUGUGUUAACUCUUCCAAAACGGAUGUUGAGCUGAGAUCUUUUAAAAACAAACUGAAUGAAAGAGUGAGGAAAGAGGGGGAGCUGAGGAAAAACGUGGAUUCCUCCAAUAACCAGCGUGAUUCAAGUCAUACUGUUUCAGAUGUGAAAAUGUCUGAUGCCAACUGUAUGAGAGAACGUCUCACAGUCAAAGUGGAUAUGAAGAAAAUGGGGACCAAGUACAGGACUGCUUCUAGUCACACUACAGAGAGACAGAUGUCCCAUGAUCUGGUUGCUGUUGGCAGAAAAAAUGAAAAUUUCCAUCCAGUGUUUGAGCACAUGGAAUCUGUAACACAAAAUGUUGAAAACGACCCAUCAAGAGAAUUUACUCAGGAAAUAAUCACAAUUAUUCAUCAAGUCAAAGCAAAUUAUUUUACAUCUUCUGACAUAACUCUACAUGAACGGUUCUCAAAAAUUCAGGAUAAAUCAAGUGCAAAUACAACUGACGUUAAAAUACAUUUGGAUCCAGAAAUUCACAGGAGGAUUGACAUGUCUCUAGCAGAACUUCAGAACAAACGAACUGUGCCAUCUGAUUCUCCUCAGAACAUUGUAAGGGUGUUGGAAGAUCCCAAUGAUCUGCGCUAUGAUAUAGAAAGGAGAAGAAAAGAGAGAUUGAAGAAGGAUGAUGAGAGAGUGUUUCAUGUAGAUGGUGUCACUCCAAGGAACCAGCAGAGCUGCAGYCUUKCCAAGUUACAAACUUCUCAAGUUGAUGGUUUCCAAAAGCCUAUGAGGUUCAUGAAGCCACCUUUCAGGAAAUUUAUUGGGAGACCUCAUCUGGUAAGCUGAAAUGUAGAAAUAGUCACUCCUGC